Molecule: messenger RNA, 1736 nt
Organism: Drosophila grimshawi
Lineage: Eukaryota; Metazoa; Arthropoda; Insecta; Diptera; Drosophilidae
Product: caprin homolog
Exons: 3
Coding region: 656-1600 (314 amino acids)
Source: RefSeq, a predicted model, not a curated record
CGAGUUCUGCUGUUGCUUUGGCUUUCAACUUCAGAAGUCGAAUGAGCUAAGGAAUUCUACUGCCACAGCGAGGAAGGCUUUUAAGGGUUGUUGACAGGGGGUUGCAAAGUUGCAAACGGCGCUUUAUGUUAUAGGUCAGACAAACAACCCUUAAAUUUUAAAGCAGCCAAUCAGCAUACGGAUUGUGUUUUGGGCAUGGCUGUUUCUAACGGUUAAAAGGGAAGUGCCAAAACAAUUAUAUAUGCUAAAUAGCCAAGCUUUGAACUUGACAGUUGGGCAAAGAGUUCUUUCCAUGAGCUGACCUUGAUAAUGCCUGAGGCCAGCUGCCUAAUCCCUGGGUUUCAUCACAUCAAAUUGGGUUCGCUUUACAUAAUGGCAACGUAACGGCCGCAAGCUGAAGUUGCAGCGGUAACUGAAGCCAGAGUCGCAGUUGGAGUUGGAGCUGGAUCGCUCGAGCAUUGCACAACUGAGAGAGGGACUGGGGCAGCGAAUCGAUCGAUUUCACACACCGCUGACUCCUGGUCGUAUGACUUCCGGCAUUAUUGGCUUUUGGUCAUGCUCAAUACCAAAGAGCCAAGCCCCACAAGAGACCUGCCUAUAAAUGCCCAAUGUUGUUGUCAAAAUGCAGCCACAAUUUUGACGAGCUUGCAACGAGAUGGAGCUCAACGCUGCGCUACUCACAGUCUGCCAACUUUUGUUAGUUGUGGUGCCGCCCGCACAACUCCAGCCCUAUUAUCCACACGCGCAUCCCCACAGGCAACAGUUGUACUAUGAUGCACCACCUCGUCUGCGCCGCUUGGAAUACGCACCGGCUCCAGUCGCAGCGCCCUUUGUGUCCGGCUAUGUGGCACCACCUGCCGCACACUAUCAACAGCACACGCCCAACUUUCAGCUGAUCAACUAUCGGCCUAGCUAUCAGCCACUGGCCUUGGAGUAUCAGCAGCAGCAACCACCUGCACCACCAGCAGCACCACUCUCGUCCAUCUAUCCACAGCCCAGUGCGCAGUAUUUGCAGCGUUCUCUGGCACCGCAUGCGGAGCUGGCCAAGUAUCGCUAUGAGGGCAACUAUAUGCCACUGCAACACCGUGAGGCAAUUGCGCCGCAACAACCAGCGCCUUCACUUCAACAACUGCAACAACUGCAACAACUGCAACAACAGCGACGCAUUGAGGAUCAGCUGUAUAAUGUGCCGCCAGCUCUGUUCACCAGCGAUGUGUUGCAUGUGGUGCCUUCCCGCACAGCAGCAAUCCAGCAACAACAAUCACAACAACAACAACAUCAGCAACAACAGCAACAGCAGGCGGAACGUGCGCGUCGCUUUGCCAUCAGGCUGGAUGGGAAUGUGGAUGCAGUGGCUGCCGAGUCCCGAAUGGACAGUGAAAAACCCAAAAAGGAGACCAAAUAUUUUCAUGACAUAUUCAUGAGAUUUGAUGGAGCACAUGGACGCAAACAUGGACAUGUUCUCGAGCAUCCCAAGGCUCAGGAGCGACGUUUUGAAACACAGCGCGGCACAAAUCGUUACAAGGGCGAGGUGAUUUGGACGGAUCGUCAGGGUGGUCACGGUGAGCAUCGCUGGGACUUGGCGCAAGGAAAACUCUGAGCUGCUAAUUUGCAUACUCUAUAUUUCACUCUCUCUCUCUCUCUCUCUCUCUCUCUCUUUCUAUCUCUAUUUCUUUUCUUCAUUAACUGCAUCUGUGCUCAGCGUAUGUUUAUAAGUAAAUCGUGACUUUUCAUAA